AUGUACCAUCACACUGGAAAAAGAUACGAAGUCUACUGUGCAACCUGCUCCGAGCUCAUAUGUGUGACGUGUCUUACGGAAUCCCAUAAUCGCCAUGAUCUGAAGGAAAUAGCUGACACGGUGGCUACAGCAAAGAGAGAGUUCAUCGGAGAUUUCUUGCCGAUGUACGAAACAUCUCUCGCGAAAGUCGAAGAGACUUUGGAGACAGUCUCGGGAAUUAAAAAGGAUUUGCUGAAAACGGUUGAGAUAAUCCGACAACAGAUCGCGGACACGUCUGAGCGUGAAAUAGACAGAGUGAUCGCAGCAAAUUGUCGCAUCACUGACGAACUCAUUCAGAUCCAGACGACGAAAGAAAAUGACUACGCCGAGCUCACAAAAGACUUACUCUCCCUGAAGAAAAACCUAGAGGAUGCGAUCGGAUACUCCGCAGGCGAAAUGCCAAAGAGCGAUUACGAUUACCUCAGAAGAUUUCCAGAAAUGAGCCGCGGUUUCCGAAUGUUCGCAGGCCGUAGUCAAGUGCCCCGCAUCUUGCCUUGCGUGCCGCUGGUAAAGUUCGAACCAUCUGCAGAGCCAGGUGAAGACCUCAGUCUCGGUCGCUUGUCGACGAGUCUUGAGAGAGUGAAGUAUGUCUCAAUUGUUGAUUAUGAUAAAGACGAAGAUGAGGACGACGAUGGUGGUGAUGGUGAUGGUGAGGAAGGUUGCGAAGACGAGGAUGGUGAUGCAGUGAAUGAAACUGACAGUAUUAACGGCGAUGAAAGCAACAGUAGAGGGCGCCAACCGACGCCUGUCGGACGUCUUAGCGAGUAUCUAUCUGCCAUCCUUUUCCCAUCUGUUAUUUGA
Messenger RNA from Patiria miniata (bat star), 840 nucleotides. RefSeq lists its product as uncharacterized. The transcript has a single exon. The record is from RefSeq and is a predicted model, not a curated record. The coding region runs from base 1 to 840 and encodes 279 amino acids. Lineage: Eukaryota; Metazoa; Echinodermata; Asteroidea; Valvatida; Asterinidae. Gene Ontology annotation, molecular function: zinc ion binding.